This is a messenger RNA of Leptopilina boulardi, 2497 nucleotides long. RefSeq names its product mitochondrial coenzyme A transporter SLC25A42 (gene DPCoAC). Bases 343 to 1371 code for a protein of 342 amino acids. The transcript is spliced from 6 exons. The record is from RefSeq and is a predicted model, not a curated record. Gene Ontology annotation, biological process: transmembrane transport. Lineage: Eukaryota; Metazoa; Arthropoda; Insecta; Hymenoptera; Figitidae.
UGUCAAUAUUGUCAACAUCGUGAGGUCCAGUUCACUAUGAGCUUUCUUGUGCUUCGUUUGUAAAGUGUGGGUGUUUAAAAAAAAUUAAGAAUUAUAUUGUUGAAGUUAUGGGCUCACUAGGAGCUCUGACUUUCAUUCUUUAAUUAAAACUGUAAUUUUAAAUCACUAAAUAAGACAAUCUUCCCUGGGCUACGAUUAUCUUCAAUUAAGCACAAUUUCUACGAGAACGUGCGACGACAGCCCACCCUUUUUUCGAAAGGGCGGUGCAGAGUGGAAGGGAAGAGAAAAUUUUGAAUAUCGAGCUGAAAAAUUAUUAUUAAAACUGAUAGAUUUUUGAGGGAGAUGAGCGGUCAUGCCGCAGCCGGUCCUGUCGAAAGCAGUCAAGCGGUUCUCGAAAGGAUUCAAGUUACUGUCUUAUCAAAUAUGACAAAAACAACAUCAGUAACACCCACCGCUUCGUCCGUCCCAGAAACAAACCUCGACACCAUGGAGAAGAAUAGAGGAAUAUCAAAUACCCAGAGGGUCUGGACAAGUCUGUUGGCAGGAGCGGCUGCAGGAGCUUUGGCCAAAACAACGAUAGCGCCACUCGAUCGUACAAAAAUUAAUUUUCAAAUAUCAAAGAAGCCAUAUUCAGCAACUGCUGCUAUUGAUUUUAUAGUGAACACUUAUCGUAAUCAUGGUCUUAUAAGUUUAUGGCGAGGAAAUAGUGCAACCAUGGUCAGAAUCAUUCCCUACGCCGCGAUUCAAUUUACAGCACAUGAACAAUGGAAAAGGAUAUUACACGUUAAUGGUCAUGAUUCAUCAUCAGGAAAAAGAUUCUUGGCGGGAUCAUUGGCAGGAGUGACGUCCCAGGGGAUGACGUAUCCAUUGGAUUUGGCGCGAGCGAGAAUGGCUGUGACGGACAAGGACGAAUACAAAACUUUGCGACAGGUUUUCUCUCAAAUCUACAGGCGAGAAGGUGUUUUAGCUUAUUAUCGAGGGUUUACUGCAACGAUAUUGGGGGUCAUUCCAUACGCUGGCUGCAGCUUCUUCACAUAUGACACACUGAAGAAUCUACUGACUGUGCACACAGCAAAUAGUCCUGGAUUUUCGGCGCUUUCUGGUCUGGCAUGCGGUGCCGUUGCUGGGAUGGUGGGACAGACGAGCAGCUAUCCUUUGGACAUCGUUCGCAGGAGGAUACAAACUUCAGCUGUCAAGGGACAACACUACCGGACUGUCAUUAAAACUGCGACCAAGAUUUAUACAGAGGAAGGUAUAAUGGCUUUCUUUAAAGGUUUAAGUAUGAACUGGGUUAAAGGUCCUGUGGCUGUUGGAAUCAGUUUUACAACAUACGAUGUGAUCCGUGAUACGCUUAGAAAAGUCAUAUGUUAAUUUCGAUUUUCUCGAGAGAUUAAUUUACGAGAAAUUAGAAAUUACAAAAACAAAAAGUUAAGUUCCAAAAUUGCCAUUCAAGUUCUAUUUCUUUAUAUAGAAGUAGAUGUAAAUUUUAAAUAAUAAUUGAAGGUUUCAUUAAAAGCUUCAUGUACAUAUUUUUGAAAAAUUUCUGUUAAAAAGAAAAAUUGUUUAUCUAAACUUUUUUGUCAAGUGAUAAAAAAAAAAAUUUCAUAAUGAAAAAAGAAAUUCUGUGAAGAAUUAAUUUGAAAAGAAUGUGUUGUUGUUCUUUUUUUUAAAGAACAUUUAACACACAUUCGAGUGUUACAAAAUUUUGUACAUACACUAUAAAUAAGAAUUAAGUAAAAAGAACUUAGUAUAUUUAUUAUCAAAUGAUUAUUUCGUAAAAUUUAUAAUUAGUUUUAUAUGUUAUUUCUUUAGAAAUAUCAGUUUUAUUAAAUGUUACAUAUUAUUCUUUAUAUAAUAAUCAAACUAUUGAAAAUGUAAACUUUUCCGCAGUACACUGAAAGAUACUGAUUAAUAAUUAUUAUUUAAAGUGUUUUACAAUACGGGAGAAAAAAGGAUACCUAUAGCUAAUUUAAACAAUUUUUAAAAUAAUUUUCAAUACCAAUUUAUGGAAUUAAUAUUUUAAAAUAUCUGAAUUAUUUUUUAUUGUUAUAAGGGUAAGAUUGUUAAACUAAUGGAAGUUUUGUAAGAAAUUUAAAUAUAUUUACGUUUUUUUUUAUAUUAAGAACAUGACUGUCAGGUCAUUUCAUAUGUAAAUAUUCUUCGCAGAUUUUUUCUUUUUGUAAAAUACUUGAAAAAUUAAGCUGAAAUUUUGUGAAUAAUAUUUACAUGUUAAAGCACGUGACUUAACAGUCCACAUGUCCUUAAGUUUUCUUUCAUAGAAACUUUUUAAAAAUUUGAUAAUUAAUUUCUUACAGUGGGCAUUUCAAAUCAAUUUACACUAUAUAUGUAUAUUAAACUGAGACUUUUAACUGACAAUAUCUUGCUAUUGCACAACUUUGAUUAUGACUUUAAUGUUGGUGAUUGGAUAUAAUUUUUCUAAUGAAUAUGUUUGUUAUCGUUUUUCAUCGAACAUUAAAAAAAAAUUGCAAUAUUUUUA